This is a messenger RNA of Jatropha curcas, 1588 nucleotides long. RefSeq names its product FASCICLIN-like arabinogalactan 1 (gene FLA1). The record is from RefSeq and is a predicted model, not a curated record. Lineage: Eukaryota; Viridiplantae; Streptophyta; Magnoliopsida; Malpighiales; Euphorbiaceae. Gene Ontology annotation, cellular component: plasma membrane. Gene Ontology annotation, biological process: shoot system development; root development.
UCGCUCAACUCCCUCACUCUUACAACUCUCUAACAUCACUGUCUUCUUCUUUCUACCACUGUACACUAAACACUCUAUCUCUAAAACAGAACAGCCACAAUGCGGCUUCCUACGGUGCUCUCUCUGCUACUGCUGCUCUCCUCCGCCACCACCUUCACUAACGCACACAACGUUACGCGCCUGCUUGCCAAGCACCCAUCUUUAUCCACUUUCAACCACUACCUAACCAUUACCCACCUGGCCGGCGAGAUCAACCGCCGUACAACCAUCACUGUCUGUGCCGUAGACAACGCAGCCAUGUCAGAGCUUCUCUCCAAACACCCUUCCAUUUACACCAUCAAGAACAUUCUCUCCCUCCAUGUUCUUUUAGACUACUUUGGCGCCAAAAAGCUCCAUCAGAUAACCAACGGCACAGCACUGGCAGCCACCAUGUUUCAGGCCACGGGAUCUGCCCCGGGAUCAUCUGGGUUUGUUAACAUCACUGACAUUAAGGGAGGGAAGGUGGCAUUCGGGCCGGAGGAUAACGAUGGGAAACUCGGUGUGUACUUUGUGAAAUCUGUAGAGGAAGUUCCUUAUAACAUUUCGAUUAUACAGAUCAGCAAGAUUUUGCCGUCCGACGUGGCGGAGGCUCCAACACCGGAACCAAGCCAGAUGAACUUGACUGACAUAAUGUCGGCUCAUGGGUGUAAAGUUUUCGCCGAUACUCUGUUGGCAAAUCCUGAAGCUGCAAAAACAUAUCAGGACAAUGUUGAUGGAGGAUUGACAGUGUUUUGCCCUCUUGAUGAUCCAUUCAAAGCCUUUUUACCUAAAUUCAAGAACUUAACAGCAGCAGGCAAGACAUCAUUCCUCGAAUUCUUUGGUGUGCCUAUCUAUCAAUCGUUAUCGAUGUUAAAAUCCAACAAUGGUCUAAUGAACACUCUAGCCACUGAUGGGGCAAGCAAGUUUGAUUUUACUGUGCAAAAUGAUGGCGAGGAAGUGACCUUGAAGACAAAAAGUACCACAGCAAAAAUAGUUGGGACUUUGAUAGAUGAGCAGCCGCUUGCUAUAUAUACAAUCAACAAGGUCUUGUUGCCUAAGGAGCUGUUCAAGGCAGAAGCACCAACCCCUGCUCCAGCUCCCGCCCCUGAGGAAGCAGCAGAUGCACCAAAAUCUAGCAAGGACUUGACUUCAGCUCCAUCAGACUCACCGGCAGAUGCACCGGCUGAUGACGACGCAGCAGAUGACACAGCUGAUGGUAAUUCUGGUGUGAGAUUUAAUGGAGGAAGACUUGUUGCCAUGACUUUAAGUUUGUGUUUAGGGCUUUUGAUGCUAUAAGUUCUCUUUGAUUUUCCUUUUUACCUAGUUUGUGGGGAAUAAGUGAGGCUCUUAAUGGGCUAAUUUAUUACUCAUUGAGAAUGUGCUUAAUUUUUUUUCUUUCUUUAUUAUUUUUAGGGUGUGGUAUUUUUAUUUUCCUUUGUAUUACACAGGAUUUCAGAGGGUUGUGAUUUGUAUUUUGUCUUAGAUGCUGUAGAUCUAUUAAUGAUACACACUGUUAUUGUCACUAAUGAGGAAGAUUUUGGCAUAGUAAUAUAAAACUAUUUGUGUGCAA